Hydra vulgaris (swiftwater hydra) is the source of this 1876-nucleotide messenger RNA. The record is from RefSeq and is a predicted model, not a curated record. Lineage: Eukaryota; Metazoa; Cnidaria; Hydrozoa; Anthoathecata; Hydridae.
AGUCUUUUAACUGUUCAAAUGAAGUUUCAAAAUUUUUUAAAGCAUUUUAAUAUUUUUGAUUAUUAUUCAAACAAGAAAUAUAGCAACUUUUUCUUCAACAAUGAGUCAACUAUAAUUUUUAUUUAUUUUUGAUCUGCUGUUUCUGGAAGUUGUAAUCAAUACUUGAAUAUGGAUAGACAGUUGGAAAGUGACAGUCUCCUACCUCGUGAAAAAGAAAAAACAGCAACAACAUUAUUAGCUGUUUCCAUUGCAUCAUUUUUAUCCGUCUCUUUUGGUUUCAACUUAUUAUUUUUUAAUCCAUUUACGUUAAAGAACAAUCAGUGGCAUUAUUCAAGUCAUAUUGGAGGGGCACUUUCUCUAUCCUAUGUGAAACUGGAAAAACAUUUGCUUUUUGUCAAGUGAUUUUAUUUGGUAUUGCUGCAUCGAUUGGAAGUUUAUUCUCUGGGAUUUGUAUUGAUAAGAUUGGAAGAAAAUCAACUAUACUUAUGAUCUCAACAAUCUACUUUUUCGGAUAUGUGGUGCUAAUUUUUGGUAGUCCAAAAUUACAGAACUCGGCAGACUUUGCAAAUUUGUUUACUUUCUUUGGUUGUUUCUAUUGUGGUAUUGGAUUUGGUAUGACUUCUCUUGCAGUACCUGUUUAUGUUGCUGAAGUGUCAUCACCACGUUUACGCGGGACAAUGGGUGCUAUAACUCAUUAUGCAAUUGUUCUUGGAAUAUUUGUGUAUUACUUGACCGCAGAUGCAAACAACGAGAACAUAAAUUAUUAUUUUUUUGCUUUAAUUGGAUUAGUUCUGGUUCUGUUCAACAUUUUAAUAAUUUGCAUGCCAGAAUCGCCGAGAUGGCUAUUGGCCGAUAAUCAACGAGAUAAAGCAUUUAAAAAUCAGUUUUGGUUACUUGGUAUUAAAUCUGAGGCUGAAGAUGAAUGCAAUCAAAUCGAAAUAAAUUUAGCUCACCAGCAUACAGCAUCAAUUAACGAUUUUCGUUCACCGGGAUUGUUUCGACCUCUUUUAAUAGGAAGUACAUUGUUAUUCAUUAAUCACUUAACUAUUAUUGAAUAUAUUUUUUAUUUGUUUUAUCGAGAUUUUAAAAACAGAAAUGAUAUUAAAGCUUGCGUUAUUUUGCAGUUGAUACUUUCAUUAUGUGGGUGCUUUAUAGUUCACAAGAUCUCACGCAGAGGUCUACUUCUAUUUGGAAGUACAGUUUUGUUUAUAUGGAGCAUUUGUUUUUACGUUUAUUAUUUGUCCCAGCGUAAAGUUGACGUAAAAACACGGGUAGCCUACUUCUUUAUAUAUGACAUAAUAUUUACUUUUACAUGGGGUCCGCUGCCAUGGAUUAUAGUUUCAGAGAUUUUUCCACCUCGUGCUCGUGGUCUUCUUGGCGGUAUUCUUAGAUCGUUAAUUUGGUUGGUAAUUAUUCCCUUGGAAACGAUGUUUAAAUUGCCUUAUUUUGCUAGUUAUGUGAAUUUUCUUUGCAUUACAGUUAUUGUAUUUUUUCUUAGUAUAUUUUUUAUUUACUAUUACGUACCGGAAACAAAAAACCUUUCUUUAGAAGAAAUUGAACAUUACUAUACUAUGAAUCGUGGCUUUCGAAAUUACUUAUUUUAGCAAUUUUUUACUUCAUUUUUCUAACUUUUAUAGCAACCGAAAAAUUAAUAAACUUGCUGAAGUAAAAUUAUUCGACUUGCUGACUUGGUAACUUGUUUAUAUACCAAUAAAUUCAGGAAACAAAUGUACCUGCUUUAAAAGAAAACUGUAAACUAAAUGCUAUAUGUAUUACUAAAAGUAUAUGUGUGUGUGAUGUUCUUAAUAAAUAAAGCAAUAAUAUAUAAAUAAAUGAAUAAGUAAAUUAAAUAAAUAAUAAACUUACGUAUUGAUAA